Lathyrus sativus (Indian pea) is the source of this 927-nucleotide messenger RNA. NCBI's taxonomy places the organism in Eukaryota, Viridiplantae, Streptophyta, Magnoliopsida, Fabales, Fabaceae. The record is from the annotation of a GenBank genome assembly.
AUGGCCAUAAAGUUCAUAGUCUUUCUCACCAUCGUAGCACUUGCUUUGUUCCUUCUCCUCUCCCACUCCUCCCUAAACAACUACGCCGCCCAUCCACACGGCUGCCUCGACCUCCAUUCCGACUGGGAGGACAACAUCGACUUCGAUCUCACCAACAACAUCGACUUCAAUCUUACCAACAACAUCAUACGUGUGUUCCCUGAAAUUGAUAUAAACCCUACUGAUAAGUACAUCUCGGUCCACGAACUUACUCAGUGGAAACUCCAUCAUGUCCAAACUAAACAAUUCCGUCGUAGCAAGAAGGAGAUGAUCAUUUACGAUAAGAAUCUCGACGGUUUUGUCUCCUUCGCCGAGUUCGAGUACGGUCUUUCCACUCCACCGCAAAAGACAGAUGGUGAUUCUUUUGCCUAUGAUAUGAGAGUGUUGGAAGAAGAGCAUUUUAAUGCAUCUGAUACAAAUGGAGACGGUCGUCUAAGCUUACCCGAAUUCCAUGAUUUUCUUCACCCGGCUGACAGCAACAACACAAAGCUUCAACAAUGGCUAUGCAGGGAGGAAGUCUGGGAACGUGACACCGACAGAGAUGGGAAGGUCAGUUAUAUAGAAUUUUUGAAUGGGAUCUUUGUUUCCAUAAGAUCCUAUGAUGAAGAAAAUUACAUUUACUCACAUCAUUCUGAUGAAUCAAAGAAUGCUUACGCCAAAGUUGUGUUUUCUCAGCUUGACAAAGAUGGUGACGGGUAUUUGUCAGCUAUUGAAUUACUGCCUAUAAUUGGGAAAGUCCAUCCAUCCUGGCGUUAUUAUGCAAGGAAGCAGGCGGAAUACUUUGGUUCCCAGGCACGAGUUGGCAAAUAUGGGCGCCUUAAUUUGAAUGAGAUGAUUAAGUAUGCAGAUAUAUUGUACGCUGCCAUUUUCCGCGAUGAGUCCUAUUAA